GAAUAAACAGCCUUUUUUUUUUUACCGAUGUUAGAAGAUGGUGUUUGGAUUGAACUUCUGUUUCUUAAAGUUGAAAUAAUUGUUAUGGAAGCAACGGAAACAGCAAAAAUAUUGCUUAUAAAUCAUAAACAAUAAAAGCAAGUAGUCCUCUGAAAAAUUAAAAAAAUAUAAUCUGUCCAUUCUUGUAAAAUUCAAGCAGCAUAUCACAGCAGAUCUAAUUUUUGUUGCAAAAGAUUUUCUAAGAAGCACACUUUAAUAAGGCAUUUUCUAGCGCCCGUGAAAGAAAAGCAAAUUUUUGGAUCAUACAAUAUAAAAUAUUUUUUAAUCUGUGCACUCAAAUUUGGAAUAUAUGCAAGCUUACGGAAAAAUUCUGCAAAAUGUGUAGCAAAGUCUUUUCUUUGCAGAAAUAUAUGAUGCCACAAAUAUUGACGGAUAUUAAAGAGAAAUCAUUUGUUUGUGAUGUGCGCAACAAAUGUUUCUCUCUCCCAGGAAAUUUAAAGAAACAUUUACGGAUUAAUACGAAAGAGAAACUGUAUGUUUAUGAGAUUUGCAAUAAAGCGUUUUCUCUGCCAAGCAAUUUAAUGAUACAUAUAAGGAUCCAUACGAAAGAGAAACCGUAUGUUUGUGAGAUUUGCAGUGAAGCUUUUUCUCAAAAAAGAAAUUUAAUGAGCCAUUUACGCACGCAUACGAAAGAGAAACCGUAUGUGUGUGAGAUUUGCAGUGAAGCUUUUUCUCAAAAAGGAAAUUUAAGGAGCCAUUUACGAACGCACACGAAAGAGAAACCGUACUUUUGUGAGAUAUGCAGUAAAACGUUUUCUCAACGAUCAAAUUUAAAGACACAUUUACGGACGCAUACGAAAGAGAAACCAUAUGUUUGUGACAUUUGCAAUAAAGCGUUUUCUGAGCCAAGCAGUUUAAAGAUGCAUAUAAGGACGCAUACGAAAGAGAAAACGUACGUUUGUGACAUUUGCAAUAAAGCAUUUUCUUUUCCAAGCAGAUUAACGACACAUAUAAGGAGCCAUACAAAAGAGCAACCGUAUGUUUGUGAGAUUUGCAGUAAAGCUUUUUCUGAAAAAGGAAAUUUAAAGUGCCAUUUAUGGACGCAUACGAAUGAGAAACCAUAUAUUUGUGAGGUAUGCAAUAAAGCGUUUUCUCGAAGAGAAUGUUUAAAGAGACAUUCAAGGACGCAUACGAAAGAGAAACCGUAUGUUUGUGAGAUAUGUAGUAAAACGUUUUCUCAAAAAGGAAAUUUAAAGAGCCAUUUACGCACGCAUACGAAAGAGAAACCAUAUGUUUGUGACAUUUCCAAUAAAGCGUUUUCUGAGCCAAGCAAUUUAAAGAUGCAUAUAAGGACGCAUACGAAAGAGAAAACGUACGUUUGUGACAUUUGCAAUAAAGCGUUUUCUCGAAGAGACUAUUUAAAGAUACAUUUAAGGACGCAUACGAGAGAGAAACCGUAUGUUUGUGAGAUAUGUAGUAAAACGUUUUCUCAACGAGGAAAUUUAAUGAGCCAUUUACGGACGCAUACGAAAGAGAAACCGUAUGUUUGUGAGAUUUGCAGUGAAGCUUUUUCUCAAAAAGGAAAUUUAAAGAGCCAUUUACGCACGCAUACGAAACUGAAACCCCUGUGUGCAAUAAAUCAUUUAAUGGAAAAGGAAAUUUUCAGUCCUAUUUACCGAUCCAUUUAAAAGAGUAGCUACAUGUUCGUCGCGUUUGUAAUAAAGUAUUUUCUGGUCGAAUCAUUGUAAAGAGAUAUUUAUUACAAAAUUAAGUCACAUAUUUGUAACAUGUGGAGCAAAACUUUUUUCUUGCGAGGAAAUAUGAAAUUGCCUUUAUGGGCUCAUAUGAAAUGGAAAUAUGAGCUAUAAAGAAUUUUCUGAACAGGUGAGUUUAAAGACACAUUUAUUGACGAAUAGGGGGAAACAAAACUUGUUUCUGAUGCAUGCAAGAAAACUUUUCUCGCCGAAGUAUUCGAAAAUAUUGAGUAACUGUCGCGAGUUAAAAAAAUCAAAGUGUACACCCUAUUUCCUAUAGGGGAAUAUAAAGGCGCAUUUACUGAUACAUACAAAAAAGAAAUCUUAUAUGUACGAUUAUUUGCAACCUAGCUCGAGAUUGAAGAAAUUUUUUCAUAAAAAUUUAAUUAUACAUAUUGAAACAAAAUUAUAUAUAUACCAUUUUUUAAAAAUUCUUCUAUAAUCAUAAUUGAUUGAGAAUUUAAUGAAGUAUACAAUUAAACCUGAAUUGUGCGUCUUUGAAUCGCUUUCUAUAGCUUAUUUUAAUGAUGCAGAUUUUUGUCGGGUUUACACUCGGCCAAUUUUAAGACGGGCAAUAGGCAACGCAUGCGCAGAGAGGGACUGAUUUAUGUUUGGGAUAAUUUCAUAAAAUAUAUUCAGGCAUUCCAUCCUUGGCUAUAAAUUGCUGGUUUGGAGUCCCUCAAUUUUUCUUUUCCAUUUGGUAUCGUAUUAAAAUGGAGGAUAUUUACUAAAAGUAACAUGGUAAAAUAAAAUAAAAGGUCAAAUUACAAAAAACUAUAGAAAAAAAAACUCAAAUAAAUUCAGAAAAAACUCGCAUCAGAAAGAACAAAGAGUAAAAAAUUUCGGAAUUAAUCUUUGUUAAGUAAUCUAAAGCUUAAAAAAAAAAAAACAAAAAAAAAACGCUAGAUUCUUUAAACGCACGCACAGAAAUAAAAAAUACAAUACAGCGGCAUGUUGUUAUUCCAUCGGGACAAUUACUUUCCAUUGACCGAACAGCAUUUUUCAGCUUUACUACGCAUGCGCUGCCUACUUUCAGUCUUAUAACUGGCCGAGUGUAAACCCCCCUUAGGAUGUUAUUUAUUGACUUUCUCAGUCGAAACAUAACCUGACAGUUUAGAAGAUUAAAAACCUUUACACAUCCGAAGAUGUUUUUACUAAUGCUGGCCUACAACUUUGAUAUCCUGUGAAGCUUUACCACAGAAACCCAUUUCGUUUUUCUUUUAACAUUUAACAAUAAAUGUUAACUAAACGAAUAAGAAUUUUAUGUUGAAUUAUUUUCCAUGAAAGAAAAUUCAUGGACAUAUUUGCUGACAAAUUGAGAGGAGAAUCAUUGUGAAUUUAACUUCUUUUAAAGAAUUUACUGUAAAAAAAAAUUGAUUACGCAUUUACUGACCAUUAUGAAAAAAAAAAAAAAAAAAAACCGUUAUGUAUAUAUAUA
Argiope bruennichi is the source of this 3192-nucleotide messenger RNA. Its product is annotated as zinc finger protein 569-like. Bases 378 to 1688 code for a protein of 436 amino acids. Gene Ontology annotation, biological process: regulation of transcription by RNA polymerase II. Lineage: Eukaryota; Metazoa; Arthropoda; Arachnida; Araneae; Araneidae. The transcript has 2 exons. The record is from RefSeq and is a predicted model, not a curated record. Gene Ontology annotation, molecular function: DNA-binding transcription factor activity, RNA polymerase II-specific; RNA polymerase II cis-regulatory region sequence-specific DNA binding; zinc ion binding.